AUGCACAAGGAUGAAGCUAAAGCUGCGCGGUUGGUGGCGCGCUACGAUCGUCUGAUUGCUGCACUGGGUGAAGAUGCAUUUUGUGAUUCUACUGGAGUUUGUGCAAAAGUAGAGGAUGCUGCUGUAGCUAUCUCAAAGGCUGAGAACGACGAGCAGAGACACCAAUUGUUGACUUCCGUCAUCGACAAAAGUGUACGAUGUGCAGAGCUUAUUGCAAAGUGUUUAGAGACAUCUGCAGACCUCUGUAAGCUUCAAAAGACACUGAAUGUCGCGUAUAACCGAAGUGAAGAUAUUGGAAGCGAUGAGGACGAGGAGAUGGAUUGUGACGAGGACACACCGAAGGACGAAGCCACGACAUUAUUGCUACAGGACCUGGUGGCGGCAGGAAAUGAUGUGGAGGAUGCAGCCCAGAAGUUUGCACGUCUGGGUGUUGUACACAAGACGAUGCGUGCUUCUCACGAUCUACUGGCGUCAGCGGAUCACCAUUUGAAGGAAUAUUUGGCCAGUGAGUCAGCCACGGUCGGAGAUAUCGCGAAUCAGAACGAGUUCCGACAGCUAUAUAUGGAGGAGUUUACAACAGCUUUUGGUGACGAGUUGGACCAGUUUCGUCAGGAAGAAUGCUUUGAAAGUAAAGAUGUGACCUAUUUAAUCUCCUGCAUUCACGCAGGCGGCGACAUUUUCUCGCCGCUGCAGAAGAAGCUCUUUGUUGAAUCUGUUGGAACAAGUCGAGCAAUGGAAUAG
Peronospora belbahrii is the source of this 741-nucleotide messenger RNA. The record is from the annotation of a GenBank genome assembly. NCBI's taxonomy places the organism in Eukaryota, Oomycota, Peronosporomycetes, Peronosporales, Peronosporaceae.